AUGUUGUUGAUGUUCAUAGCCGCAAGUUUCUGUCAUCAGUUGGUAUCAUCUUCCUCAUAUACUCCACCAUCUUGGGGCGGAGCUUGUCAUGACACUGUAACUCCCUUAACCACACUCUCUUCUGUAACAUCCGUGUAUGAAUCCACCGUGCUUGUUGAUAUAAAAUGUUAUAUUGGACAAGCUCAACUAUAUCAAUGGAAGCUAAACGAUCUCCGUGAUUGGACAAUAAACAACAAAAUCAACUAUCAGACCACGCCCUCAAACAGAACUGUCAUCUACAAUAUUACGGUAACAUGUGCAAACGGAGCCAAUAUUUCUCUGCCUUGGCCAAUGAGAGUUCUUGGACUGGUGGAGCUCCAUGUCUUUUAUUGUUACGUUCUUGAUAGAUAUGCAAAUAUGUACGACGCGAUUGAUGCGACGAUGCCCAAUGAGAUGACAGUUUUAGAAAUCCGUCACUCAAUCUGGGUUAGAAAUUUGACCAAUACGGUGGUCAGAGAUUCUGAUGAAGGAGUUAACUUAACUAGUCACUUUGAUUGCGGUCAAGAUUCAACACUGCAAUCGAUGAUCACGAGUAACAAUUCAGUUAUCAUUAGAAAUCUUGAUAAGAAUAUUGACGUGACCAACUUGACUGGAGCAGAACUUGGUGGUUUUACUAACCUCAACAUGAAACUUCCGGAAAACUUCGCCGGUGCGACCUCAAACCGGCUGGUUAAACCUGAGGACAGGUUGAUUAAAGACAUCACGAAGGUAGUCGGAGAACAAACAAAUAAUGCUACUGAAUCUGAUAGUACACAAUCAUCAAAAGGAGAAUCAAAUUCAGAAGCCAGCAUAAAAGAAGCGCAGCUUGAGAACAUCAAAUUCCUCAUCAAAAUGAUGAACACUCGAACAAAGUGUAGCUUCAAAAAACUGAAAUUGAUUGACGAAAGCAUAUCACCUUUGACCUCCGUGCAUCAUUUUGUGGUAAUGGUUCAGGGGUCUGAAUACCCCGUCCUUGAAAACAUGAACUAUUCCUACCUCGGGUUGAAGGACAUGCCCAAACAGUUGGCAGAAUGGCGGAUAUAUUUCCCGAAGCUGAGGAAUCUUGACCUUUCCCAUAACUACAUUUCCGAGGUCAAGAUCCCCCACUAUCCCUCCAUCUCCAACGACUUCGUGGUCAAAUUCAACUUACGGCAUAACAACAUUACAAUGAUUAACAUGGACUUGUUGAAUUCAUGGGCGGAUGUGGAGAACUUUUUUCUGGAUAUUCGCGACAACCCUAUACACUGUGGGUGUGAGAUGGCGAGUCUGUUACCUUUCUUAGAAAACAAUUCCACCUUUAGGGACAAACUUGCUCCAUACGAGUACGUGCGGCACCUCUACUGCGCCACCCCUGAAGCUCUGGCUGGACAUCAACUCCAUACAUUGACGGCAGAUUCCCUGAGUUGUCCAGUGCUGACCUCUAACAAAAAUGUCGUUAUCGUACUGGCUAUUGUUAUGGCGAUUCUUAUUACUCUCAUUAUUGUUAUCAUCAGAUUCAAAAUUGAAAUUCGAAUCCUGUUAUAUACUCGUCUUCAUGUGCGACUCCCAUGUGAUAUCGAUUCUCAAGAAAGUAGCAAGCAAUUCGACGCUUUUAUUUCCUAUAGCAACGACGAUUCUGAUUGGGUCUGCGAGAAUCUUAUCAAAUUUCUAGAAAAACCCCCAAACGAUACUUCAACUAGUGGAGUCGAUCUAAAGAAAAGCAAACACACUGGAAACAGUCAGCAGAGCUUCAAGCUGUGUGUCCACCAGAGGGAUUUCAUUCUUGGCAAGUCGAUCUUCGACAACAUCGUAGACUGUAUCGAGGCUAGCCGGCACACGAUCAUCGUGUUGUCCCCCAGUUUUAUGAGGAGUCACUGGGCCAUGGAGGAGCUACGGCAGGCCUACCGACAGAGUCUGGUGGAGAAGACACGGCAUCUCAUUGUUAUUCUGCUGGAGAAGGUGCCCAAAGAGGAGAUGGAUCCUUUGAUCAGCCGCUGCUGUAAGACUUUCACCUACCUGGAAGUGGACGACACCUUGUUUAGGGACAGGCUGGUGUUUUCCCUUACUACCAAAGACAGGAGUGCCAGAAGGAGAGAUAGGUUGGCUGCCAGGGGAGACAAAAUCGCAGAUACUUCCGUCCAGAAAUCGGAGAUAACCCUUGACGAUGUUGUCAGCGACUGUGGUGUGUAUGAUAACUCAGGUUACUUCCCUUUACCUGCACGGCCUCCAGAACCUGCCAGGGAGUUAUCUAACAUGUCUACAUCAUCGACUUCAGCCCUUCAUCCCUGCUGA
This is a messenger RNA of Candidula unifasciata, 2289 nucleotides long. The record is from the annotation of a GenBank genome assembly. NCBI's taxonomy places the organism in Eukaryota, Metazoa, Mollusca, Gastropoda, Stylommatophora, Geomitridae.